AUGUCAGAUAUUGAGAAACCAACCACCGAUGAAAAUGGGCCGGAGUCUGAUGAGCCCAAAAGCCGAAAAGCCUUGAUUUUGAAGAUCGUAGCAGCCGUGGUUGUCGUCAUUGGACUCACCAUACUAUUCUUCUGGAUCGCAGUCAAUCCCAGAAAGAUGAAAUUCCACGUCACCGAAGCCUCCUUCACUCAGUUCAGUCUCUCUAAUGACAACACAAAUCUUCUGUACAACCUUCGCCUUUCAGUCACCGUACGUAACCCUAGCAAGAGGAUAGGCUUCCAGUACGACCUAGUCGAGACAGAAGCUUAUUACUACGGCGAGAAAUUCGACUCGGGGAAUCUUGUGUCGUUUUACCAACCCCCGAAGACCACGCGGGUUGUCGACACGUGGCUUUCGGGACAGGGAAAGGUGAGGUUAGAGUCGGAGGAGGUUGUGGAGUUUAAGGAGAGGAAUGGUAAUUCUGGGGUUUACCCUGUUGAUUUGAAGAUUCAUUUCUAUACUAGUGUGAGAUUGGGAAGCAUGAAUAUGGUAUUAAAGGUCUGUUCUAUAGGAGAAUACACAGUCAUAACAUUUGUAGACCUGGGAUAA
Messenger RNA from Cannabis sativa, 588 nucleotides. Its product is annotated as NDR1/HIN1-like protein 10. Gene Ontology annotation, biological process: defense response to other organism. The transcript has a single exon. NCBI's taxonomy places the organism in Eukaryota, Viridiplantae, Streptophyta, Magnoliopsida, Rosales, Cannabaceae. The record is from RefSeq and is a predicted model, not a curated record. The coding region runs from base 1 to 588 and encodes 195 amino acids.